AUGAAGACCAUUCUGUUCUCUGCUGUCUGGCUCUGCGCUGCUGCCGCGCUCGCGAGCGCAUUCAACCCCCUGCACCAUUCUGGUCCUGCAGCACCAUACUUCGACGCUCCAUCCCAAGCCGGCAUCCCCAAGGAGAUCCCAGAGGGGUGCGUCGUCGACCAAGCUGCCUACAUAGUCCGGCAUGGCGCGCGAUACCCCGAACCCGGGUCCUACACCGGCUGGAUAAGCCUCUACAACAAUCUCCAAAACUCUUCCACGCCAUACAACGUCUCCGGUCCUCUGGCAUUUCUCAAGACCUGGGUCCCUCCGGUAGACGACCCGGCGCACAUGCCGCUCUAUCUCUCCGGAGUCGGGGCACUCGAGUCCUUCCAGCUAGGCGUGCUGCUGCGAAACAAGUACAAGUUCACUCCCGGAGGGGGAAACCUCACUGUCUGGAGCGCGGGGCAGGAACGUGUGCUCGCUACUGCCGCUAACUUCCUGCGUGGGUACCUCGCCCAGGGGUCGUACGUCAACAACGCUACCCUCAACAGGGGGAGCAUCGUCUCCAUGCCCGACAGUGUGAACUGGACAAGCGCAGACAGCCUCACAUUCACCAACGGCUGCCCGAACUACUCCAAAGGGGACAAAAGCGGCCCAAUGAAGAGCGCUUGGAGCGCCCUCUGGCAGCCUCGCGUCGCGGCGAGGCUGAAUAGCUUGUACGUCACUGGCAAUUUGAGCUUUACGGGGAGCGACGUUAGCGUCAUGGGCGAUCUAUGCGGUUUCUCAGCAGGAGUGGACGGCGACACCCGGUUCUGCGAUAUCUUUACCCCUUCGGAGUGGCUCGACUACGAAUACGGCAACGACCUGAAUUACUACUACGGCUCCGGCCCCGGAAACCCAUUUGCAGGCACCUCGGCCUGGCCGCUCGUCAAGUCCAUCUCCGACCUGCUGGUCGCCGGUCCCGGUAAGACACUCGCGCCGGGGACGUUCACCCCUUCGCCGCUAAUCAUGAGCUUUACUCACGACAACGACCUCCCGCCGGUGAUCGCCGCUCUCGGACUAUGGAACUCUACCGUGGGCGUCUACCCUUUGUCUAACAGCACCCGUUCCCCGGACAGAGACUUCCGUUCUUCAUACCUCGUCUCCUUCCGGGGAUACGUCGCCUUAGAACGCCUGAACUGCUCCUCUCCCUCCGCUUCCUCCAGGAAAGGCACAUACGUCCGCGUGCAAGCGAACAGCGCCCCUAUCCCCAUCCCCGGCUGCACCUCCGGGCCAGGAUCGUCCUGCCCUCUGGAUGAGUUCUCAGCCUACGUCCAGGCACGCCAAGCCGUUGUGGGGGAAUUCGUGAGCACGUGUAACAAUACUGCGGCGAAUGCGACCCAGGGUGCGGUGGUGGACUUCUUUAUGAAUGAGGAUUGGGAGGGGAGUAUGAGUCGGGGACAGAGGAUUUUGCUCGGGGUGGGGGAUCUGGUGGGGCUUGGAAGCUAGAUGGGUGUUUGAGAUAGAGGGAUAGAGGGAUGAAAGAUGGGUUGAAAGGCCAAAGUAUCUUGGCAUACAUAAU
Dacryopinax primogenitus is the source of this 1540-nucleotide messenger RNA. Its product is annotated as phosphoglycerate mutase-like protein. Gene Ontology annotation, molecular function: acid phosphatase activity. NCBI's taxonomy places the organism in Eukaryota, Fungi, Basidiomycota, Dacrymycetes, Dacrymycetales, Dacrymycetaceae. The coding region runs from base 1 to 1467 and encodes 488 amino acids. The transcript has 4 exons. The record is from RefSeq and is a predicted model, not a curated record. Gene Ontology annotation, cellular component: fungal-type cell wall.